Molecule: messenger RNA, 2185 nt
Organism: Alnus glutinosa
Lineage: Eukaryota; Viridiplantae; Streptophyta; Magnoliopsida; Fagales; Betulaceae
Product: UDP-glycosyltransferase 76E2-like
Exons: 3
Coding region: 58-1620 (520 amino acids)
Molecular function (GO): UDP-glycosyltransferase activity
Source: RefSeq, a predicted model, not a curated record
UAUAACUUUUCGAAAGCAAUUGAACAACUCCAUCAGGUGCGUGUGUGUGAGAGAGAGAUGGAAAAGGAAGGAAAGAAGCGUCUCCGGGUGGUGCUAGUCCCAUGGCCGUUCCAAGGCCACAUAACCCCAAUGCUUCAGCUGGGCAGCAUCCUCCACUCCAAUGGCUUCUCCAUCACUGUCGUUCACGCCCAAUACAACUCUCCCGACCCUUCAAGCCACCCUAAUUUCAGCUUUCUUCCCUUGCCGGAUACCUCAACGCCCAUCUUCUUAACUGGCGAGAUAAUGGCUUCUGUAGUGCAGCUCAAUGCCAAUUGCAAAGCUCGUUUCCAGGAAUGCUUGGCUGAAGCGAUGAGGCAACAGGGCUCGGACGAUGGAAUCGCCUGCAUCAUCCACGAUGAGAUGAUGUACUUUUCCCAAGCAGCGGCAAAGGAUCUUAAGCUUCCAAGCAUCGUUUUACGCACAGCUAGUGCUUCCCAUUUUCUUGCCCGUACUGCCCUUAUCCAACUCAAGACAGAAGGCCACAUUCCCUUCCCAGAAUCUAUGUGGCAGGAUCCAAUUCCGAAUUUUUAUCCACUCAGGUUCAAGGAUUUACCCCUUUUUGGAAAAUCAGAGAACUAUUUGCCUCUAGUGAGUAACUUUUUUAUGAAUAAAAUAUCUUCACCCAUUAUUUAUAAUACAAUUGACUGCCUUGAAAGUUUAUCAUUGGCAAAGAUCCAACAGCUAUGUCAAGUUCCAAUCUUCCCAAUAGGCCCUAUGCAUAGGGUUGCCUCGGCCUCCUCUAGUAGCGUAUUGGAAGAGGACACCAGUUGCUUGACAUGGCUUGAUAAGCAAAGUUGUAAAUCAGUCAUUUAUGUAAGUUUAGGAAGCUUAUCAUUCAUGGACAUUGAAGAGCUUGUUGAGAUGGCUUGGGGGAUAGCAAACAGUCAACAACCUUUCUUGUGGGUGAUUCGGCCAGGCUCAAUUCGUGGUGCAGAAUGGAUUGAGGUAUUACCCGAAUAUUUUACAAAAAGUAUUGGCGAGAAGGGUUACAUCGUGAAAUGGGUACCCCAAAAGAAAGUUCUUGCGCACAGUGCAGUGGGAGGGUUUUUGAGCCAUUGUGGAUGGAAUUCAACGCUAGAGAGUAUUUGCGAAGGAAUUCCAAUGAUAUGUAGACCGUGUUUUGGAGAUCAGAGAGUGAACGCAAGGUAUGUGAGUCAUGUAUGGAAGGUAGGCCUAGAAUUGGAGAAUGAGAUCGAGAGAAGUGAGAUAGCGAGAUCAGUAAGAAGAGUAAUGGCGGAAAAGGAAGGGGAGGACAUGAGAGAAAGGGCUAAGAAUUUGAAGGAGAAUAUUGAACUUUGCAUUAAAGAAGGUGGUUCUUCCAACAAUACUUUGAAGAGGGAUGGUUUAACUACCAAAUAUAGGAUGAGCUUGUGGGGAUAUACUGGAUCUAUGGUCUGUCUUUUCUGCCAUGGACACAUAGAGACCAAGGAACAUCUUUUCUUCAGCUGCAGUUUCAGCCGAAGAAUUCGGAGGGUGAUUUUGGCAGAUUGUGGAGUGGUUGAUCCCCCUGUCUCCUGGAAUGAUGUGGUUAACUGGUUUAAAGGGGGGAUGAAUAACAAAAGCUUGAAAUCAGCUCUUUGAAGGCUGAGUUUGGGAGCGGCAGUGUAUCAUCUCUGGAAGCAGAGAAACGAUCUUCUCCAUGGCAAUCCUGCUAGACCAGAAGAAGCUAUAGUUCUACAGAUUAAAUGGCAAGUACGGGCAAGGUUGCUUACUAAAGGAUCUGUGAAAAUGAUUGGGGAUAAAAUUGGUCUUGUCCAUCUCUGGAACCUCCAAACUCUAAUUCAGGUUUAAUUUGAGUUUUCCAGCUGCUGCUGGGUUAUGUUGUUUUGGUUGAUUUGCUAUUCUUAGUCAGGGAUUGUCCUGACCUUGGUUUGUUCUGUGUUUCUUAGUGGUUCUUUUUGCUAUUGUAGAUUGACGUUGUAGUUGUUCUAAGUCGGGGGUUAUCCUGACCUUGGUUUGUUCUGUGUUUCUUAGUGGUCUUUUUGGUGUUGCUGUUUGAGUUUGUCUGUUUAGGGGAUAUGUCCCUUUGCAGCAGUUGAUUCCAGUUCUUACUGGAGGGUGUAUUGUUGUGUUUGAGAUUUAUAAAGAGAUUUAUUCAUCCAAACAAAAAAAAGAGAGAGUUAUAAAUGUAGCAUUUUUCUUUCAA